This is a messenger RNA of Peromyscus californicus insignis, 270 nucleotides long. RefSeq names its product DNA-directed RNA polymerases I, II, and III subunit RPABC4-like. The annotation marks the transcript as partial. Gene Ontology annotation, biological process: DNA-templated transcription. The record is from RefSeq and is a predicted model, not a curated record. Gene Ontology annotation, molecular function: DNA-directed RNA polymerase activity; zinc ion binding; DNA binding. Gene Ontology annotation, cellular component: RNA polymerase II, core complex; RNA polymerase I complex; RNA polymerase III complex. The transcript has a single exon. NCBI's taxonomy places the organism in Eukaryota, Metazoa, Chordata, Mammalia, Rodentia, Cricetidae.
GCUGCCGAGGCACUAACAACGGACACUCAUAAAGACAUUCAGCCCCCAAAGCAGCAGCCGAUGAUAUCUAUUUGUGGAGAGUGUCCCACCGAAAAUGAAAUAAAGUCCAGGGAUCCAAUCAGAUGCAGAGAAUGUGGAUACAGAAUAACGUACAAGAAGAGGACUAAAAGAUUGGUGGUCUUUGAUGCUCGAUGAAAAGUGGGAAUUCAGGAGUGUCUUCAUUCAUACAUUUGCCCCAUUGAUGUUUCACUUACAGCUUUUGACUUAGCU